Messenger RNA from Glycine soja, 1933 nucleotides. RefSeq lists its product as uncharacterized. The coding region runs from base 347 to 1357 and encodes 336 amino acids. The transcript is spliced from 7 exons. Lineage: Eukaryota; Viridiplantae; Streptophyta; Magnoliopsida; Fabales; Fabaceae. The record is from RefSeq and is a predicted model, not a curated record.
AUGAACAGAGAACACAGUCGUGUGAAUCAGAAGCGCAUUUUAGUAGGAGCAGCAGGUCCACCAUCAAUGAUGAGAGGAAGGAACCAUCGAAAUGAUUAGCUGAUCCAACCAAUUCCCACCAUUCUCAGAUGACAAGCGUACGUUAGCAGCACCCGACUGGUUCUGUUUCUUCUAAUGUUCCACACCCCACAACAAAACUAGUUAGUAGUUACCCACGAUCUAUUUCCAUAUUGGGUCGCAAUAUCUCACCUUAAAUUCACCAAAGUCGCAUCCUUUUCCAGAAAGAGAGAGUGGGCAAUGGUGGAAUGAGGAUAAAAGGGGAAGAGAAGAAGAAGAAGGGAGGGAAAUGGCGAGAGAGGAGUGGAGGCUUCAACUUCACCAAAGAGCGAACUCGAUUUGUUCCUACAAGAAAAUCACUCUUCUGAUUUGCUUUCUCAACAUUGUUGUUGCUCUCUACUCUCUUCGCUCUCUCUAUGCUUCUCUCUCUAUUUACUCUGGCAGCGUUGCACGAAACAUUGUGGUGUAUAGGCCAGAUCAGAUCCGGAAGAUGGAAGAGUCUAACCGAAUCCGGAAGGCAUACAAACCAGUGGAGUUGAUGAAAUUGGUGAAGGAAUUUGAAGGUGAGUUUUCAAGAGAAAAUGUGGUGGUUGAGUUGCCGCGGCAUUUGAAACAGAAAAUAAGUGAUGAGGUCUCGCAGAGACUAGGGAGCUUGAAUGAAAGUAGCAAAAACAUCUUUCACCCCCAGGUCAUGGCUAAGGAGCGAGAAGCAAUUGAAAAUUGGCGCAAGGAAAAAUUGGAGGAGGUUAAGUUGGCUGUUGUCAGAGGGACUUCCAACUCAACCAUUCCCCAUGAAGAGGCAGGAAUGCUAGUAAGAGCUUUGGAGUCUGAUUGGGAUGUGCUUUCUGAAGAAAUUGGCCUUUGGAUACCUAUUCAGGUUGCUAAUGAAGAACAUAAUGACAAACCUGAGAGCACAACAGAGAUAGAGGAGGAAGUUCUUCCCGGCAGGCCCCUUCAACCUGAAUGCAAUCCUGAACUUCAUACGGACUAUGAUGGCACUGCAGUAAGAUGGGGUCUUACUCAUCACAAAGAUAGUGCAGCUGAUUGCUGUCAGGCUUGCUUAGACCAGGCCAAACAUGCCAAAGAAGGUGAAAAUAAAUGCAAUAUUUGGGUUUAUUGCCCAUCACAAUUUGGGUGUCAUUCACCAGAUAUCUAUCAACACAAACAUCGGGAAUGCUGGCUGAAAUAUGCUGAGAAAUCCAAACUAAAUUUUAAGGAUAGAUAUCCUGAAUGGUAUCGAAAUUCACACCCAUCUGCACCGGUGAUCGUUCCAUGGGCAUCUGGAGUUGUCAGUGCAUGAGAUAAACAACCAAUGCCACAGAUAACAUGAUCAACCCGAGUCCAGACCUACCUUGUAGAUUGCAGGCACGCAAAGCUCGCUUUGGCAAAGCCUUUGUCAUGCUUUGUGGGUUAUACUGUUGUUCUUCAACAUGUUUUUGCCUUUGCGAUGAAUGGUUGAAAUGGGGAGCAAAGAAUUCCUCCUAAUGGUCAUUUACUCAUUUAAGACUUGGUUUCCAUCCAAGUGCCAAGGAUUUUUCCCUCAAGACCGGUCUAAGACUGAGGUGAGGUGAAUUAGAUUUGUUUGUUUUAAAUUCUUAGAUGAUGAUGUAAUGGGACGUUUAACCACAAAAGGCUGAGUUGGUUUCACGUUUGGGAAGCCAAGUGGUUUGGAAGAUGAAUUGUAGAUUGUUAGUCAAAUAUUUGCUUCCUUUAAAGAUGCGCUGGGAAGUGUUGUUUCCUGUUAGUCUUCUCCAAAAUGUGAAACUAUCAUGCACUAACUGAUGAGGAAAUUAUUUAGUUGUGAUGUAGCUGAAAUCAUAAUUCAUUGUAUCUGUGGGAUUUAUUAUGUUAUUGAUGUUGAUUUUUAUCAUCAAAA